Molecule: messenger RNA, 735 nt
Organism: Verticillium alfalfae VaMs.102
Lineage: Eukaryota; Fungi; Ascomycota; Sordariomycetes; Glomerellales; Plectosphaerellaceae
Product: 60S ribosomal protein L11
Exons: 3
Coding region: 60-578 (172 amino acids)
Biological process (GO): translation
Cellular component (GO): cytosolic large ribosomal subunit; ribosome
Molecular function (GO): structural constituent of ribosome; RNA binding
Source: RefSeq, a predicted model, not a curated record
UGACCAGCGCCCACGACAAGUCCGACCAUCAACUACCGUCGACCACCCCAACCGCCAAAAUGUCCGAGAAGGCCGCCAACCCCAUGAGGGAGCUUCACCUCCAGAAGCUCGUCCUCAACAUUUCCGUCGGAGAGUCUGGUGACAGGCUCACCCGUGCCGCCAAGGUGCUUGAGCAGCUUUCUGGUCAAACCCCCGUCUACAGCAAGGCUCGCUACACCGUCCGUACCUUCGGUAUCCGUCGUAACGAGAAGAUUGCUGUCCACGUCACCGUCCGUGGCCCCAAGGCCGAGGAGAUCCUCGAGCGUGGCCUCAAGGUCAAGGAGUACGAGCUCCGCAAGCGCAACUUCUCCGAGACCGGCAACUUCGGCUUCGGUAUCUCUGAGCACAUCGAUCUCGGCAUCAAGUACGACCCCUCCAUCGGUAUCUACGGCAUGGACUUCUACGCCUGCAUGACCCGCAAGGGUGAGCGCGUCGCCACCCGCAGGCGCUGCAAGGCCAAGAUCGGCUCCAACCACAAGAUCAAGCGUGAGGAGACCGUCAGGUGGUUCAAGCAGCGCUUCGACGGCAUUGUCCGGUAAAUGCGCAAAUGGACAAUGACACUUUUUAUGGGAUGGCUUAACGGAUUCUGGGUCACGGGCGAAAAGGAAAAGGGCUUACCGGCGUGUAUUUCCCGCUGCUUGCAGCAACUUCAUCAAGCUUGAUUUACGAGUAAUCGUCACAAGCUACGGCCUCAGA